CAAAGGAAGACCUGCCCAUCGGAGCCAUGGCCUAUCCUUUCGGCAAGGGCAAAGGGAGGAUGGGCAAGGCAAGGCUUGCCCCGGACUACUCGUUUCAGGUCAUGAUGCGCGAUUAUGACAGCGAGGAGCGCAAGAGGCGGAUAGAGGCUCGCUAUAGCCAGCAGCACGCUGCACCGGCCGCAGCCCUGCUUUCUACCGCUGCAGGCCCGCUCUGGACGCGUCACCCGAAGGCCCAGGAUAUCAAGAACGGGGCCGCUGAGCCAGCCACAGUCGUUGAUUUGCAGCUGCCUGGUGAGUCUGACGGCGAGGAAGUAGAUGAGUGUCCGGGUGAUUUGCAGCCGAGCGACGCCUAUGACCCAUUGCAGCGGGACUACAGCGCUGCUGCUCUGGCCGCAAUGGAGAAGCGCAGGCAAGAGCUUCUUGCCAACCCUGUGCAGGUUGAAGCUCCGCCGGCCCCUGCCGCCCACCCAGCUCCGCAGCAGCCUUCGCAGCCUGUGCAGCCUGCGCAGCCUGAGCAGCCUGUGCAGCCGGAGCCUGCUUUGACUCGGCCAGUGGAGGCACCGUUCAGUGGCCAGCUGUUGCGGGUGGUCCACGCCUUCGAUGGCCGCCAGUGCCGCAGAGCGGGCUGCUUCUCUUCAGCCCUUGGUACGGUGAGGAGUAUUUGGUCUUGCGCAAAGAUGAGGCGGUCGUUUGGCUGCGAGAGGAGGCAGGCUGGUGCCUGGGGCGCAGAGUGGAGCCCAACACACGGCACACCGUCGGCCCCGAGCCUUCGGAGGGCUGGUUUCCUCCUGGUUUCGCAAAGCCACCAUGAGAAAAGCGGCGAGGAUUGGCGAGUCGGAGCUGUGUGUCUGACGUGUGGAAGGAAGCAAGGAAGGUUCAACGAAGUGGACUUGACUGGCUCAUGGAACCUGCUCAUGAUCUCCUUGGAACACCGCUGUUUGGGGAAUCACUGGAAGAGGCUACUUUUUUCAAGAGCACCCCGAUGCGUGCAAGGUUGGGUGUUGAAGGACCAGCAUUUGGCGGGCCAUUGCUUUGUUGACUCGUUUUGGCUCGCAGCAAGAUGAGCAAGGGC
Messenger RNA from Effrenium voratum, 1072 nucleotides. The record is from the annotation of a GenBank genome assembly. Lineage: Eukaryota; Dinophyceae; Suessiales; Symbiodiniaceae.